Messenger RNA from Caretta caretta (loggerhead turtle), 5152 nucleotides. Lineage: Eukaryota; Metazoa; Chordata; Testudines; Cheloniidae. The record is from RefSeq and is a predicted model, not a curated record.
CUUGGCUUCCGCGAGGGAGGGGCUCGCUUCCUUCAAUCAGAACGUUCAAAACAAUUUUAUGACCCUCCCUAUGAAUAGAGCGGGGUUAGCUGAUAGCGAUCUCAGCUGCGGCAGAGGGAGAGUUGAGCAUGAAAUUAAGCGCACUGCAGUCGCCACAAACACUCUUGCCCUGUCAGCUCUAGUGAACCUGCGUUGUGAAAAGAGGCAAGGGAAGGAUUUCGGUGUAAAACCGGUCGCCCUGCCCCUGUGGUUUUCAAGCUUCCCAUCUGAAAUCUUUCGCCGCCAUGGCUGCUGAGGUUUCAAGGGGCAUCCCCGGUUCACCUGCUUGUCCUAAAUCUCGCCCAGCGGAGGGCGCCGAGGGGGUGGGAAGGCGGGGAAGCCUGCAUCCAGCCAGCGCUGGAGAUUCGCUCUCAGAAAUGUCACCUUGCCAAAACUUUACUGGAUUUAAACAUGGAAAUGCAAAGACUGAGAAAUGAAAAUGAACUGUCAGCAGCUUCAGAAUCCAAGGCACUGAACAUUGCUAUAAGCCCAGAAUAAUAAACUGCGUUUCAAGACAUAAACCCUGAAGAUGAAAUAUACAUUCCAUAAAUGAUUCUGACAACAACAUUAUGGAUAAGCUGCACAACCUUCUAGAUCCAAUUUGGGAGCAGAAUACAUGGCAUGAUUUGAAAAUUACAACAAAGUUCAAGUGUGUGUGUGUGUUAGGGGGGAAAUGUUGUAUGUAUUAGGGUUUGAAAUCUUCCUGUGUGUCUUGUGGGAAAUAGGGGGUGGAGGGAGAAGUAAUGUCUAGAACGUGUGGGAACUUUCUGCUUCAUUCCCCAUUCCUCUAUAUGUUUGCUAUUCUGACAGUUUUAUUGCCUAGGGUUACCUUAGCAUUCAGAACCCAGGCCCAUUUCAUUUCAUUACCUGUCACUUCAAGUUUUCAUUAGUUUACAUGUUUCUUCCUCCAGAGUGAAAAUUUUUAAGUGUGGUCUGGAAUUAAUUCAUUUUAUGUUGUUUUUCUUUUAACAAAAUAUUUUAGUACCAAAUAAUUUAAUUUUCUUUACUAGACUCAAAUAACUGAAAGUUCGGAGGAUGAUUCAUAAAAGCAGACAUAUCUAGGCCAUAAAACUCCAGUGUAUUUAAAAUGUAUAGAACUGUAAUUGAACUUUUAGCAAUAAAAAGUAGUGUCUAAAUGCUGAGAAGAAGGUGACUUUUCAACCCUUUUAUUGCAUUCAUGGCCUCUAAUGAAGUUGGUAGAAUGGAACUGUUUUAUGUUCAUUUUGGUAACUGUGCCAACAAAAGUCCAUAUUAUCUUCUUCAGGGGAAAAAUCUACGAGAAACUCCAUAUUUACUGUACCUCCAAAUUAUCUUCUCAGAGUGGAUGGCCAGGGCAUGGAGCAGGCAGGCAGGUUGUCUUUUGGAACAUGUAGAUGUACUAAGAUCCGUGGGAUUUAACUACAGAUCUGUGGGCAUUUGUAGAGGGCUGAGAAAUUUACACACAGGCCCCAGUGCCACUGUGUUGCUCCUUUCCCCUGAUAGUAUGGUUCCCUAAGGAACAAUGCAGGUCAUGGUAUUGUUUGGCAGGUUUCAGUCUGUGGAAGGGGACAGUAUGUAAGAUAAUGCUGAUGUAAGAUAAUGCUGGCGUGCAGGAGGAUGAUGCCAUGUCAUAUUCCCAUUUUUGGUGGGAUCAGGAGGACAGAGCAUGCUGCAUUGUUCCUCCUCCAUCCCUCUUCACACCGAGAGUCCUGGUUCUUUUAACUUUGGCUCUCCCCUGCCUGCGGUAGCUAAAGGGAGCGUAGAAGCCAAAUGCAGUUGCUGAUAGUACAGCCAUUACACAUGUGUAAUUCAUAUUUAAAUCAGUGUGAAUUUUAGCUACCUCACUGCUGCAGGGCCCUAACUUACCUUGUGAACUUUUGGAUGAGGGAAGCUAACAAGCAUUUUACUAAGUGUGCAAAUGCUUCAGGCUUGCUUCUGCUGAUGGCAAUACGAGUUUUUAUCGUUGAUUUCAGUUGAAGCAGAAUUGGGUUUAUGAUGUUAUUUCCUACAUGGUGACUACUGUGACUGCAUAGUUUUAACUUGGUUUUACUAUGCAUUGACCAGACUGUGAUGGGUUUGGUCACAGAGACCCCGUUGGGACUGUCCCCCGAUGUGCUGAGCCCAUUUUCUUUGCCAGCUUGGGACUUCAGAACCCUGGCUUGUUAAGCCAGGCACAUUCGCCUGCUGCAAACCAGACCCAGGAUCUGAACCAUGCUCCCAAAGCUGCAAACUUAACUGAAAACAGCUCAGCAAGUAGUCCUGUCUCCAGCAGCCAGACACCCAGCUCCCAACGGGAUCCAACCCCCCCAAAAUCCAUUUUACUCUGUAUAAAGCUUAUAAAGGGUAAACUCAUAAAUUGUCCGCCCUCUGUAACCCUGAUAGAGAGAUAUGCACAGCUGUUUGCUCCCCCAGGUAUUAAUCAUUUACUCUGGAUUAAUGAAUAAACAAAAGUGAUUUUAUUAAGUAUAAAAAGUAAGACUUAAGUGGUUUCACGUAAUAACAGACAGAACAAAGUAAGUUACCAAGCAAAAUAAAACAAAACAUGCCAGUCUAAGCCUAAUACAUUAAGAAACUGAAUACAGGUAAAUCUCACCCUUAUGUCUACACUACGAAAUUAGGUCGAAUUUAUAGAAGUUGUUUUUUUAGAAAUCGUUUUUAUAUAGUCGAUUGUGUAUGUCCCCACACAAAAUGCUCUAAGUGCAUUAAGUGCAUUAACUUGGCAGAGUGCUUCCACAGUACCGAGGCUAGCGUCAACUUCCAGAGUGUUGCACUGUGGGUAGCUAUCCCACAGUUCCCGGAGUCUCCGCUGUCCAUUGGAAUUCUGGGUUGAGAUCCCAACGCCUGAUGGGGCAAAAUACAUUGUUGUGGGUGGUUCUGGGUAUAUGUCAUCAGGCCCUCCGUGAAAGCAACGGCAGACAAUCAUUUUGAGCCUUUUUUCCUGAGUUACCUGUGCAGAUGCCAUACCACGGCAAGCAUGGAGCCCGCUCAGCUCACUGUCACUGUAUGUCUCCUGGGUGCUGGCAGACACGGUACUGCAUUGCUACACAGCAGCAGCAACCCAUUGCCUGUGGCAGCAGAUGGUGCAAUAGGCCUGAUAACCAUUGUCAUGGUGUCCGAGGUGCUCCUGGCAGCCUCGGUAAGGUCGGUCAGGAGCGCCUGGGAAGACAUGGGCGCAGGAACUAAAUUAGGAUUGACUCAACCAGGUCAUUCUCUUUAGUCCUGCCGGCAGUCCUAUUGUACCAUCUUCUGCCAAGCAGCCAGGAGAUGUGGUUGGCUAGCAGUCCUACCGCACCGUCUGCUGCCAGCCAUAGAUGUAAAAGAUAGAUGGAGUGGAACAAAACAAGAAAUAGACCAGAUUUGUUUUGUAUUCAUUUGCUCCCCACUCCCUCCCUCUGUGAAAUCAACGGCCAACAAUCGUUUCAGUGAGGUCUGUCAGGGGCACCUUGAAAAGUUUAAUGGAGAUUCAGUCCUGCCUGAAAUACCAGGGUGUGGGGGGGAGAGAUAGCUCAGUGGGUUGAACAUUGGGUUGAGCAUUGGCCUGCUAAACCCAGGGUUUUGAGUUCAAUCCUUGAGUGGGCAAUUCUAUGUGACAGUUGCUUUUGUUUCUCUUUGAUGUAAAAGCCACCCCCUUUGUUGAUUUUAAUUUCCUAUAAGCCAACCCUGUAAGCCAUGUCGUCAGUUGCCUGUCCCUCCGUCAGAGCAACGGCAGACAAUCGUUCCACGCCUUUUUUCUGUGCAGACUCCAUAUCAUGGCAAGCAUGGAGCCCGCUCAGAUCACUUUGGCAAUUAGGAACACAUUAAACACCACGCGCAUUAUCCAGCAGCACCAGAACCUGGCAAAGCAAAACCGGGCGAGUAGGCGACGUCAGCGUGGUGACGAGAGUGAUGAGGACAUGGAUACAGACUUCUCUCAAAGCACGGGCCCUGGCAAUGUAGGCAUCAUGGUGCUAAUGGGGCAGGUUCAUGCGGUGGAAUGCAGAUUCUGGGCCCGGGAAACAAGCACAGACUGGUGGGACCGCGUAGUGUUGCAGGUCUGGGACAAUUCCCAGUGGCUGCGAAACUUUUGCAUGUGUAAGGGCACUUUCAUGGAACUUUGUGACUUGCUUUCCCCUGCCCUGAGGUGCAAGAAUACCAAGAUGAGAGCAGCCCUCACAGUUGAGAAGCAAGUGGCAAUAGCCCUGUGGAAGCUUGCAACGCCAGACAGCUACCGGUCAGACGGGAAUGAAUUUGGAGUGGGCAAAUCUACUGUGGGGGCUGCUGUGAUGCAAGUAGCCAGUGCAAUCAAAGAUCUGCUGCUAUCAAGGGUAGUGACCCUGGGAAAUGUGCAGGUCAUAGUGGAUGGCUUUGCUGCAAUGGGAUUCCCUAACUGUGGUGGGGCCAUAGAUGGAACCCAUAUCCCUAUCUUGGCACUGGAGCACCAAGCCGGCGAGUACAUAAACAGCAAGGGGUACUUUUCAAUAGUGCUGCAAGCACUGGUGCAUCACAAGGGAUGUUUCACCAACAUCAACGUGGGAUGGCUGGGAAAGGUACAUGUCACUUGCAUCUUCAGGAACUCUGGUCUGUUUUAAAAGCUGCAGGAAGGGACUUUAUUUCCAGACCAGAAAAUAACCAUUGGGGAUGUUGAAAUGCCUAUGUUAUCCUUGGGGACCCAGCCUACCCCUUAAUGCCAUGGCUCAUGAAGCCAUACACAGGCAGCGUGGACAGUAGUCAGGAGCUGUUCAACUACAGGCUGAGCAAGUGCAGAAUGGUGGUAGAAUGUGCAUUUGGACAUUUAAAAGCGCGCUGGCGCAGUUUACUAACUCAGUUAGACCUCAGCGAAACCAAUAUUCCCACUGUUAUUACUGCUUGCUGUGCGCUCCACAAUAUCUGUGAGAGUAAGGGGGAGACAUUAAUGGCAGGGUGAGAGGUUUAGGCAAAUCGCCUGGCUGCUGGUUACAUGCAGCCAGACACCAGGGCAGUUAGAAGAGCACGGGAGGGCGCGAUGCACAUCAGAGAAGCUUUGAAAACCAGUUUCAUGACUGGCCUGGCUACGGUGUGAAAGUUCUGUUUGUUUCUCCUUGAUGAACCUCCCACCCCUUGGUUCACUCUACUUCCCUGUAAGCUAACCACCCUCCUCUCCUCCCUUCAAUCACCA